Molecule: messenger RNA, 4246 nt
Organism: Clarias gariepinus (North African catfish)
Lineage: Eukaryota; Metazoa; Chordata; Actinopteri; Siluriformes; Clariidae
Gene: styxl2
Product: dual specificity phosphatase 27
Exons: 6
Coding region: 91-3495 (1134 amino acids)
Biological process (GO): protein dephosphorylation; negative regulation of MAPK cascade
Cellular component (GO): cytoplasm
Molecular function (GO): protein tyrosine/serine/threonine phosphatase activity; MAP kinase phosphatase activity
Source: RefSeq, a predicted model, not a curated record
CGUCCACUAGCCGCCUGGCUCACACUCUCACAGUCCAGCAGCACUGUGGCCUCAGAACUUCAACCCUCUACUCGGGAGGACGGUAUCAUCAUGGCUUCAGCUAAUGACAACACCACAGAUGGAGACCAAAAGGUUCCUGAUGAGGAUGAAGCUCCUAAAGUCAAAGAUAUUCAGUCACACUACCUCCGCAGUCCUUCUCCAAGCUUUUCGAUGAUGUCAGACAGGUUUUCGACCAUGUCUGACCGUUUCUCCAGGUUCUCUGGGUCAGAUUCAGAGAGCUUCUUUAUGGAUCCCAUUCACCUUUCCUCGGCUGUCGCUGCAAAACAGAUCAUCAAUGAGGAACUGAAACCCAAAGAGCUACGGUUGCCCUCGACCCCGGAGAGCAUGAAGGAGAGAGCAGAGCAGCUAAUGGUGGAGGACCUUUAUAACCGUGUUAAGGACAUGGUCGAUGACCGCAGCCCCUAUAACACACCCUGUGUUUUGGACAUCCAAAGGGCUCUAAAUCAGGAUCGCAUGGAGGCGCCUGCAAACCCUGUGGAUGAAGUCUGGCCGAAUAUCUUUAUCGGGGAAAAAUCAGUUGCGGUCAACAUAGCCCGUCUGAAGCGUCUUGGCAUCACUCACAUCUUAAAUGCAGGCCACGGUACUGGUGUCUACACAGGUGAAAGCUUCUACCAGGGAAUGAACAUCACCUAUCUGGGAAUUGAAAUUGAUGACUUUCCCGACGCAGACAUCUCAACACACUUCAGAACGUGUGCCGAGUUCCUGGAUGAGGCUUUGCUGACACAUAGAGGAAAGGUUCUGGUGGAUUCUAUGAUGGGAACAAGCCGCUCAGCAGUUUUAGUUGCCGCUUACCUAAUGAUCUUUCAUAACAUGACAAUCAUGGAGGCGUUAAUGGAAAUCAGAAAGAAGCGUGCAAUAAGCCCCAAUGAGGGCUUUAUAAAGCAGCUCCGUGAUCUUAAUGAGACUUUAAUGGAGGAACAAGAUGAUGAUGAUGAUGAUAAUCAAAGCCAGUCCUCUGUAAUUGAUGCUAUGGCUCGUCUCCAUGAGAAGGAAAGCAUGUGUAGUGUUAAGGCCAAUUCCAUCAUGGUGGAAGAGGAGGACAAUGUAAGUGUGAUGAGUAGUGUUGCGUCCUCUGCUGCUGCUGAAGCUCUGAAAGCAGGCAUUCUUGGAGGUACAGUUGACAAAGCAAUGAGGGCGAAGGAUUCUUGUCUGCCAGGGAAUGAAAAAGAAGAUGAAGAGGAAGAUGUGGACAAAAUGAUUCACGAGUGGCAGAAACGAAAUGAGAAAUAUCAGAGUGAUGAGUGGUGGGAGGCCCAGCUAAUGUUUGAUGAGGAUGAACGUGGGUCUCUUGCAGGGGAGUCUAAUAGGACGAUUCCCCGACCGGAGGAUCUAGAAAGUGUAACCAGUGAGGAAUUGCAGAUGGUGAAGGAGCAGAUUAAGCGCCGAUCUCGCCGGGCCGCCUCGGACUCAAAGUCUACUGCUAGUUGCAGCAGCUAUGCAGACCUAUGGAAAGAACGCCUGAGAGAGAUUGAAGAGCAGGCAGCUGCAAGAUACCGUUCCAAGGAAAAAGAUGAGGACGCAAUUAGCGAAGCAAGCCAAAAGAAGAUAGAUGAUGAUUUAGAGAGUAUAAUGUCUGACUCAAGCUCUAUGUACAACUUCUGCAAGAAGAAUAAAGAGAAACUGACUGCUCUAGAACGGUGGAAGAUCAAGAGAAUACAGUUUGGUUGGAACAAGAAGGACAAAAACACAGAGGAAAAUGGUGGUGAAGAAAAGGAAGGUGAAGUAGAAACCCCUGCUCCUUCUUUGGAAGAUGUCAAUUUAACAGCCUAUCAGACUUGGAAGCUAAAGCAGCAGAAGAAAUUUGGUGGUGAUGAAAAGAAGGAUGAGAUUCUAGAGAUGAGUCGUGGAGAAGAUUCAGCUACAGUGAGAAGGCGACAGCGGAGGGAAGAAUUGCUUGAGCGCUCGAGAAAAACAUUAGAGGAAAGCCAGUCAGUGUGUGGCUGGGAAACUGAAAGCAGCACUGGUACUAUCCCACUCUCUGCUUUCUGUGCUGGUGCUUUUCCUUCUGCAAGUGUUGUUGGAGAUGAUAACAUGUCCACCUUCAGUGGAAGAUCAUCGGUUCACUCUGGCCGAAGCACCCAUUCCCAACCUGCAGCCCCACUAGCGCCACCUGAGCCACCAGCUCCUGUUCUGGGACCCAAUGGGGAACCAAUGGUUAACAUAGCAAACAUCCAAAACUGGAUUGCAAAUGUGGUCAAUGAAACACUCUUGCAAAAGCAAGCAGAAAUGAUGAUGUCAGGAAGCCUCCCCCCAUCAGUUGCAGGGUCAGUUUUCGAUCUGGGGGCAGGCUCAGCUGCUGGACCCAGCCGUAAAGUGGACGAUGAUAAGUCCUCUGUGUUAAGUGGAUCAACUUAUUCUGGUUUAUCACGCGUCAAACCAGAAUCUGUGCUUUCUGGUGGAGGUAGAGCUGCGUCUGUACUUUCUGCAGGUGGAAGGGCUGAAUCUGUUCUAUCUGCUGGAGGGACAUCCAGAUUAUCCUCUGUUUCUGGAGUAGGCUCUCGCAAAAGCAAGAUCACCAGCACUAGUGUACCUCUUUAUAGCUUAUUCGAAGAUCAAGUUAAUCUGAACAAGCUUGACACAAUGGAAAAAGAAAUUCAAUCAGAUAUGAGAGAUAAGAUCGCUUCCUAUGAAAUAAAGAAGAUUAGAGAAGACAAUAAACGUAGUACAUUGUACAAGAAGAAAAAGCCCAAGGAUGAAGAUGAAGACGAAGAAGAUAAGAGUGGUUUUGGAAAGACCGCUGGUAAUUCAUCAGCCACCGGUGAAAAAACAACUCCUAAAAGAGAUUAUGGCCGCUCAGGAAUUCUCAACCUUCCGACCUCUGCAAACACUAAUUCUACGAUUGAUGACUGGCUCAAAAAUGUAAGACCACCCUCCAGCAAACCAAGAAGUGUAGAUACAGCUGUACCUCGCAUGUCCAGGCCAGUAUAUGAAGAACCAUCUGAUAUAUCCGAGUUAGAUUUUUCAAGCCGAAGAAGCUCAGUCGUGGCACUUGCAGAUGAAGACGAGAAUUAUGACUUUGCAUCAAGAUUUUUUUCACGAGAUGAGGCUGACAGUGAGUCUGAUUUAAUCAGGGAUUCCAGUCCAGAAUUCAGCUAUCAGUCUAGGAGGCGGCCCUUUGGAGAUGGGGACUCUUUCGAAGAAACGUCAGACACUAGUCGUUACAGAGCUGGGGGACUCUACGCUAGACGUGAAACAGAAGAAGAUAGCAGUUUCCAGGAGUACUCUGCAAAGAGAAAAUUUACUCAUUCUUCACGAUUUAAUGAAAAUGCAACAACCACAGGGAGUCGAAGUCGAGCACGACAAGAUGAAGAUGAAGAUGAUGAGGUGUCUGCUUUUCUCAACCAGAUCAGACAGAGGGCGAAAGCACGUGUGGCAGAGGAGUUCGAAGAUGGCGAUGAAGUUCUUGCUACAUGGAGGAAAAAAGAGGAGUCAUAGGGUAAUAAAAAAAAAAGACUCCUAACCACAUAAUUUGUUCCUUUGCAAAAGGCUUGGGUAUUGGGUAUUUUUCAUAGAACUGGCCUCGCAUUUAACCUCGACAAUGGCCUGGAUUUAAGAUUCUACUUAAAAAAAGGAAUGCCUCAAUGCUUUCAGUGUACUUGAAAACCAAGGAACAUUCAUAAGUGGUUCUUUAAAAUAACACUGACUCUCCAUUAAUCAUUUGUACACUUUAACUUACACUUACCGGGCACUUUAAUCGUCACACCUGUACCCAUGCUCAUUUGUGCAGCUAUCAAAUGAGCCAAUCAAGUUGCAACAGCACAGUGCAUGAAAUCAUGCAGAUACAGGUGAAGACCUUGAGUUAAUGUUCACUUAAAAAAAAAAUAUAGGGAAAUAUUUUGUUCUUAGUGACUUUGACAACGGCAUCUGUUGUUUGGGGCUUUAUAGGAAGUGCUUAUCUCCUGGGACUUUCACACAAAAACAAAUGUAAAAAGGAGUUACCACAGCCCUUCAGCUUGUACUGUCAGUUUGAACCUGUCUGGUUGUUUUUGUCUGACCCCUCUCUCAUCAACAAGGUGUUUCCACCUGCAGAACUAGUAGUAAUCAUUCUGUCAAUUUUAGCAAUUAUUGUGAUAAAUAAUUGGAUAAUUGCAUGAAAAAGUUGGUUUACAGGUGUUUCAAACAUUUACUUUUGAAUACAAUGUACAUUCACGCUUAAGAACAAUUCAAUUAAAAGGCUUAAAGAGUU